UUGGCUGUGUCUGUUGCCCGGCAACUCACAGGCCCGGGUCCUGGGCGCGGGACGCUGUGCUCCGCCAUGGGGCUGUGGAGUCUCCCGUCGCUCCUGCUGGUGUUCCUAAACUGCUGCGCCGCGGCGAGCACUCCGGCCGUGGCCACCCCGGCAGUGACGAAGGAGGAUCUCAACUCCACCGAGGACACUCCCGCCACUCUCAGGCCCUCCCGGUCGCCUAAAACCCCGGAGACUCCCAGGGCCCCGGAGCUCUCUGGCCCCAGGCCCACCCCGGUCACGGACGUUGCUGCUCUGUGUGUCUGUGACCUGCUUCCAGCACAGUGUGAUAUCAACUGCUGUUGUGACCCUGACUGCAGCCCCACAGAUUUCAGCGUCUUCUCUAUCUGCUCAGUCCCAGUUGUCACGGGAGACAGGCAGUUUUGUAGUCAGAAGGCAGCCAUCUACUCAAUGAACUUGACAGCAGACCCGCCUCACCGUGUCCUCAGACUCAUCGACCAGACCAACCCAUCUGUCCUCUGCAUCCAAAUUUCGAACUAUAAGCCUGCGCUGUCCUUUGUUAAUCCAGAGGUACCCAACGAAAACAAUUUCGACAGACUGAUGCAAGCAUCGGGUGGCUUUCCGCCAAGUGCCGAGUCUGAGGUCCCUUCCACAGCCACCUCAGGUGCCCCAAAGCCCACUAGAUACGAGUACGGAGACCCUCUGCAGACUGCAGGCCCAUCUGCAGGUUCAUUUCUGAGACUGCCUUCGCCUCUCACCUCAUCUCUGUGUGCAGAUCAGAACCCAGCAGCAUUUCUGGUGAGCCAGGCCUUCGAGUGCAGCCGUAGAGUGGACAUAGAGCAGUGUGAAGGAAUGGCAGCCCUCAGCAUGGCUCAUUACAGCAGUCCUGCCAUUCUGAGGGUGCCUCACUCAACGACACAGGUCUCCAUCAAGAUCCAGUCUGUCAUGUAUCGGUCUCUCAAUCACACGCUGACUCGGUUAGAAGGCCAAGGUGUCCUGCGGCCGUCUCUGGUCAACACGGGGCAAGAUAGACUCUGCAGCAACGUUGUUCUCCAGGUGAAGUACUGCCUGCUGUACACAGCCAUGGGCCAGAUCCAGGAGGCUAGCCUCUCCCUCGUGCUGGGGACAUUGAGCAGCGCGGUGCGUCUCCUGCAGCAGAAGUUUGAGAUUCUCUUUAUUCAGCACAGCACCAAGCCCGUUCCUCUCAGCGGCAACCCUGGUUACAGGGUGGGAUUCCCACUGGCUGCUGGCUUUCGGCCUCAGAAGGGGUCUGGGAUUAUUCAGACAACGAACAGACGUGGCCAACUUACUAUUCUUCGUAGCACAGGCAAGCAGGACUGCUUCACCAGUGAGGCAUUCCGGGACCCCGUGCUGUUUGGAUACAACAUGCAGUCUGGCUGUCAACUCAGACUGACUGGCACCGUCCCGUGUGGGCUUCUGGCACAGAAGAUGCAGGAUCUGCUGAGAGGCCAGGCCUUCCCCGACUACGUGGCUGCAUUUGGGAAUUCCCGGGCCCAGGACGUGCAGGACUGGGUGCCCGUGCGCUUUGUCCCGCACUCCUCCAGCAUGAAGGGUUCUUGCCAGCUCCCUGUGGCUUUGGGUAUAGAAGUGAAAUGGACUAAGUACGGCUCUCUGCUGAACCCCCAGGCCAGGAUUGUGAAUGUCACUGCCCAGCUCAUCUCAAUUCCAGAGCCCCUCCCAGGGCCCGAGAGGACGAUUGUCAUUUCCACUACGGUGACAUUUGUGGAUGUGUCGGCGCCUGCGGAGGCAGGCUUCCGAGCCCCACCCACCAUCAACGCCAGGCUGCCCUUCAGCUUCUUCUUCCCGUUUGUGUGACGAGAGUGGCCCCUGUAGGAGUGGAGGACAUGGACAGGUGCUCUGGGUCGCAGCAGGGAGGCAGCAGCGCCAAUGAAGGUGUGUCCCCAGUGUCCCGGGAGCGCAAGCCAAGGCAAAGAUGGGGACUGGACUUGGCAGCACACAGUUGCUCUCUGGCCACAGCCCAGCUUCUCUAGGGUGGAGCUUCUGGAAGGCUAGUUCACGUCCCCAAGAAGUCCGUUCUGUUUCAACAGCUUGUUGAGUCGCUCAAUUUCUCGUUCCUAUUGUCAAAGCAGACACGUGCUGGGUGGUGGACUUCUGAGCCACAUUCCCGAGGGUCUGGGGCUACAGACAGCUCAGAGCCACAGUCUGGGACGUUCUGGCCUCUGAGGGGAGCAGCUCUCAGGAAGGGCCUGGGCACUGAUGGCAGGAAAGAUGCCCAAAGGAGGGACUGGACCUGGUUCAGCACCCAGUGAGUAAACAAAUACCAGGAAGAGGGAACAACAGGCUACAGGAAUGUGGUCAGCAGUGGGCUGCAGGGGACAGAAGGGGAACCACACCGGAGUCUCACCUUCUCAGAGCAGCUGAAUUCCAGGUGCUGGAUCUUGGUGGCCAGUUGAAGGUUUAUCUGCUUUAACCGCAAGACCUGCCGGUCCGAGCGCAUCUUCACCGAGAUGAUGAUGCCUAGAAGGGAGGGGGUUUGCAGUGGCGCAACAGCUGGAGUCUGAAACAUGCUUUAAUAUUACUGUGUGUGUGAGGGAGGAAGACAAAGCAUGCACUCAGGCGCAAGCUCGCCCCACAGGGCGCAUGUGGAUGGUCAAAGCGCAGCUUAUGGGAGUCACCGUGUGGGCUUGAAGUCAGGUCAGCAAACUUAGGGCAAGUGUCAGUGCCAAGACAUGGAUUCUAAUUCACAGAUUCACUUGUUUGUCUCUACACACCCAAGUGUGACAGCUAUCAAGGCAGCCUCCUCAGGAGGGGCAAGGCUGUCGUUUCUGCUAGCGAGUACCCAGCAUUUCCCUAUGGCCCUCUUGGGAGCAGGGUCUCUGCAGGCUAGCUGUGUUCCCAAGGACACCAAGGACAAGUGUCCCCAGCAGUAGCUGACAGCUGCUUGUCUUCCCUGGUCAGAGUCCAGAAUGUGGGAAAUGAAGACAGAAGUUAAAGCAGGGACUCGUGCUGCAGCAGGCCCUGACUGCUGGGCACCCAGCCUGGCGACUUGGGGUGCCUUGCCCAGCUCCAGUGGCCCACGGCUCCCGUCCCCAUGGCCAGUCUGGAGCACCGGUGCUGCCCCUCAGAUAGAGACCCAGAUAGGCCCAGGAGUUGCCCGCCCCACUUGAGCGGGAGGCUUCCGGCCGCUUAGCCACAAUGCCCCCUCAGGGAGCCUGCGCACUGUGACUGCAUUGUGGUAUAUUUGACCAGCUACGUCUGUCUUUUUAAUAAAGUCCUUUCGACCCCAUGUA
Molecule: messenger RNA, 3269 nt
Organism: Psammomys obesus (fat sand rat)
Lineage: Eukaryota; Metazoa; Chordata; Mammalia; Rodentia; Muridae
Gene: Tctn1
Product: tectonic family member 1
Exons: 15
Coding region: 67-1833 (588 amino acids)
Biological process (GO): protein localization to ciliary transition zone; cilium assembly
Cellular component (GO): MKS complex
Source: RefSeq, a predicted model, not a curated record